AUGUUGUGCCGGCGGCGGCUCCUCCUCCACAUCCGCAAGAUCCCCGGCGACGGCGCAAACCCCCUCCAGUCCAUCCCUGGAGCAAUUCAUCUCGCCCACAGCUACUCCUCAACCGCCGUCUCCUCUGUACCCAACUCUGAAUUCUACCCAGCCACCGUCUCGUACCUCAUCUCCUGCGGCCUCUCCCCUGCCGCCGCCGCCGCCACGGCCAGCACUCAGAAGACCCGCAUCCUUUCGAGCGACAAGGCCGACGCCGCGCGUGCCCUCCUCAGAGACUAUGGCUUCACGGACGCGGACAUCGUCCGGACGGUGCGCGGCGCCAUGUCGAUCCUCAUCGUCGAUCCCGAACGGAUCCUCCGCCCCAAGCUCGAGUUCUUCGCCUCCCUCGGCUUCGAGCCCCGCAAGAUCGCCAGCGAGCCUUUCCUCCUCGCGCGCAGCCUCGACAAGCACCUCGUCCCGUCCAUCCAGUUCAUCCGCGGCAUCAUCGGCAGCGACGACGACCUCCGCCUCGCCUUCUCCCGCGUCCCUCGGGCCCUCAUGGCCGACCUGGACAAAAACAUGCGCCCAGCCGUGGAAGCUCUCCGCCGAUGCGGCUUGACCGAGGAGGCCAUUUCGAAACUCCUCGUCAUCCACAUGGGCAUGCUCAUGGCGUCGCCGGAUCGUAUCAGGGAAGUCUUCGAGGAUCUCAAGGCGAUCGGUAUGCGCAUCUCGGACUCGCGCUUCCUCUACUGCUUCCGUGCGAUGUGCAGCGUUAAGAGGGGCACAUGGCGCCGGAAGCUGGAAUUGUUUCAGAGCUUCGGUUUGCCGGAGGGUGAGGUGCUCAAGGCCUUCAAGAUACAGCCAACCAUAGUUCUUUUCGCCGAUGAGAACAUAAAAAAGAAGGUCCGGUUCUUGCUGGACGAUCUGAAGCUUGUAAUAAGUGAUAUUAUGGCACAGCCUGUCAUUCUAGGUUAUAGCUUGGAGAAGUGCAUCCUCCCAAGGUGCGCCGUGCUGAGUGUACUGAUGAGGGAGGGGAGGAUCCAGACAGAUAUCAAGCUGCCUCGGGCAUUGCUCGGCAAUUCCAAGACAUUCUCGGCCAGAUUUGUAUCGAGGUAUGCCGAUGAUGUGCCAGAUGUUGUCAAGGCAUAUGAGGGUAAGAUUAAAUUUGAAGGAUUUGUCUAACAGGAUGAUGGUCUUCAGAAUGAUAUAAGUCUGGAUUAGCCGAUUAUGUUUCCAGCCCCAUGAAUGUUAUAGAUGGAGUUGUGAUCCAUGAUUCUAACACUACUUCAGAGGACAAAUUUGCCCCCAUCGGUAGCACAUGUGUACUCGGUAAUUAUAUCAUCUAAUUUGUAAUUUAGCAGCUUCCAUCUUGCAUCCAGUGGCCCAUUGAACUGUAGAAUCAUAGUAGAUGAUGUACUGUUCUCCAAGUUCCUUGACCUGCUAUGUAAUUUUCAACUGGUUCUGCCAACCGUUUAUGCUUUGUAUAUCGAUUAUUUCGAUACUUUUUCA
Messenger RNA from Lolium rigidum, 1488 nucleotides. RefSeq names its product transcription termination factor MTERF15, mitochondrial-like. The transcript has a single exon. Gene Ontology annotation, biological process: chloroplast organization; regulation of DNA-templated transcription. Lineage: Eukaryota; Viridiplantae; Streptophyta; Magnoliopsida; Poales; Poaceae. The record is from RefSeq and is a predicted model, not a curated record. Bases 1 to 1161 code for a protein of 386 amino acids. Gene Ontology annotation, molecular function: double-stranded DNA binding. Gene Ontology annotation, cellular component: chloroplast.